GGAGGCACAAUUUCAGUGUUGUUUGUCCAUCUUGCCCUUCUCUCAAAGCAAACAUCAUUUUCUCUCGUUUCUCUCAACACAACAUCUAUUUCUCUUUUUUGUUCUGUAAAUCCAAUCAAGAACAUCAACCCUAAUUGGAAUCUUCUUGAUUUAGGGAUGGAUGUGAAUUACAGAACCAUCCAUAUGACGUAGAUGGUUCAAGAUUGACCCAGCCGAGAUCGCGUCUUCGUCUCUCUCAUGUGCCGUAGAUGGUUCAAGAUUGACUAUGAGACGAGAGAACAUGUCACCAUCGCUCUCUGCUACAAAUCCACUCCCGAUCGUUUCAGCUGUAGGAUUCGAAUCUGAUGUAUCUCAAGCUCAAAGGGAAGCCUCGUGCAACUAUUUUCAGUCUCAUCUCUGAGAACUGGGAGGGUUUGUCACUCCUUGGGUCAAUGAGAUAGUUGUAUCGCUCGAAGGCUUAAAUCUGUGCACUUUACUACUUUAGGCGAAUGAUUGUCAGUGACUUGGAUCUGGAUGUUUUGGCUAAGGCGAGGUUAGAUAAGCUUGAAGGUUUGAAGCUAGAUAAGUGCUCUGGGUUCUCUACUGAUGGGCUGUUGAGCAUCGUCAAACCCUGCAGAAAAGGGAAGAGGAAUGGAAAUCAUGUACAAACGCAGAGGAGGUUGGACAGGUGUUGGAUUCGAUGUGGAUGGUGGAAAUUGAAACUUGUGCGGUCUCAUUCUACUCAAUAGUUAUAUCUUGGGUCUACCAACUUCGCCUUUAGCAAGUUAAUCGACUCGUCAAUUUUCUUAAACUUCACCUUAUCACCGUCACACACAUGACACAUCCAAUAUGUUAACAUUUUUCAUUAGUGGACAAAGUUCCAGCAACAUCAUUUUGUUUUGCACUAAUCCCACAUAU
Brassica oleracea var. oleracea is the source of this 897-nucleotide messenger RNA. RefSeq names its product coronatine-insensitive protein 1-like. The coding region runs from base 489 to 728 and encodes 79 amino acids. Lineage: Eukaryota; Viridiplantae; Streptophyta; Magnoliopsida; Brassicales; Brassicaceae. The record is from RefSeq and is a predicted model, not a curated record. The transcript is spliced from 3 exons.